UCCAACAAGCAGAGGCAGAGCAGCUGUGGACACACUGUCUCCAGCCGCUGAGGCAAAGGCGUGGCCCGGGGCGCACUGGCACCGUCAUGCCUUCCUUAUCUCCAGCAGAGCCCUCGGCCGUGGCAGCCCCCAAUGCCACAGCAGCCGUGGCAGUGUGGACCAACACCAGCAUGCCCGAGGUGCCCCUGUUCCACCUGUUUGCCCUGCUGGACGAGGAGUUGCACGCUGCCUUCCCAGGCCUAUGGCUGGCGCUAAUGGCAGUGCAUGGCACCAUCUUCUUGGCAGGGCUGGUUCUCAAUGGGCUGGCACUGUACGUUUUCUGCUGCCGCACCAGGGCUAAGACACCAUCCAUCAUCUACACUAUCAACCUGGUGGUGACCGACCUGCUGGUGGGCCUGUCUCUGCCCACGCGCUUUGCCGUCUUCUACGGUGCCCAGGGCUGCCUGCGCUGUGCCUUCCCACAUGUCCUCGGCUACUUCCUCAACAUGCACUGCUCCAUCCUCUUCCUCACCUGCAUUUGUGUGGACCGCUACCUGGCCAUCGUGCAGCCCGAGGGUUCUCGUCGCUGGCGCCAGCCUGCCUGUGCCAGGGCCGUGUGCGCCUUCGUGUGGCUGGCCGCGGGGGCCGUGACCCUGUCCGUGCUGGGCGUGACAGCCAGCGGCUGGCCCUGCUGCCGCGUGUUUGCACUAACCGUCCUGGAGUUCCUGUUACCGCUGCUGGUCAUCAGUGUGUUCACAGGCCGCAUCAUGUGUGCACUGUCGCGGCCGGGCCUGCUGCACCAGGGCCGCCAGCACCGCGUGCGCGCCAUGCAGCUGCUGCUCACGGUGCUCGUCAUCUUCCUGGUCUGCUUCACGCCCUUCCAUGCCCGCCAGGUGGCCGUGGCCCUGUGGCCUGACAUGCCACAUCAGGCAAGCCUCGUGAUCUACCAUGUGGCUGUGACCCUCAGCAGCCUCAACAGUUGCAUGGACCCCAUUGUCUACUGCUUUGUCACCAGCGGCUUCCAGGCCACCGUACGUGGCCUCUUCCACCAGCAUGGAGCUGAGAGUGUGCCCAGCUGUGGCAACGUGGUUAGCAUGCCCAAGAGCUCCAAGGGCUCCGGCCAUCAUCACGUCCUCAGUGCCUGCCCUCGCGCCCUCACCCAGGCUCUGGCCAACGGGCCUGAGGCUUAGGGGGACCUACAAGGAGCCAAAGGUCUGGCUCUGCCCAGACACCAGCCAUGACCGGGGCAGCAAAUGGGUUUCAUCUUGACAGACUGAUGGUGCUCUUUGUUGAGACUCUAAGGCCACUGUGCUGGGGUCAAUUAACAAUGUCCUCCAAGGGUGUGGUGGCCAGAAGGCCAAUGAUGUGCUGUCCCUGGGGUAUAUUGUGCACAUUGAAAACUCAGAGGGGCAGCCAGGAGCUGCUCCCCACCUGUCAUUGCGUCCCCAGGAUGACUUCCUCAGAAAAAGGGACAAAAAUUAUUUAAAUACUCAAUAUUCCUGACAGGAUUUUUAAAAACCUCCAGAGCCACUCUAUCCCUGCCUCAUUCACAUGGGUAGAGGGAUAAGGACAGAGAGAAAAUGUCAGGGGACGUAAAUGUUGGGAGACACCCCCCGUCAACGCCCCUGUGGGUUGUGUGGUGAGAUGGCAGGCACACCGCUGUGAGCAGGAACUCUGAGCCCUGGGUUGACACUCGACACAACCACACAACGCAGAGGCUAUUUUUCAUCUACUUCCUGGUGCUGGAGGGGUUAAGUGACGUACACAGGUGCCACAGCCAGGCAACAGCAGGGUCAAAACCAAAGCCCAGCUCACCCUCCAAUGCCCUUGGAGCUCCUUCCACGAUACUUCCCAAGCCCCGAACCCUGCUGUCCUAGGACAACAACAGGGCUCAUGGCCCAUCCUACAGAUGAGAAAACCAAGAAUGAAGUCACACAGCAACUAAGGCCCAAGUCUGCCACCCCGAGGCCACUGUCUCCCCACACAAAGAGCCCUCUGAUCUCCCCUCCAAGGCAGGGAGAACUCCAGCUGCUCCGGCCUGGCCACCAUGUCCCUCAUGGCUUCACAGAGAUACUCUCUUUGGCUUGGGGUUCUGAUGGCCUCUUCUAAGCUGGACUCCAGGGUUGCUUCCCACAGGCCUUCUGUCAUGUGUCUAAGCUCCCACAAGCUCUUUCCAGACUAGCUUUAGAGGAGGGGAGCCCGUGGUCAGAGCCCCACCCCCACACUUGGCCACAGUCACUGAAGCAGGGCAGAUGCUCAGGGUGGUGGUGGCCUGUGUGGCUGGAGCAGGCGGAGGGGGAAGGGCAGGCAAGCCCAGGGCUCGCAGCUCCGCUGUAGGCAGAGUAUCCAGUUCCCAAGUUCAGGGCCCAGAGAGGGGCCUGGGUGGAAGAUGAAAAGGCUGUGUAUACACCCAUUUUACAGACAAGGAAACUGAGGGAGAAGGGCCAUCACAGAGUGAGUACAUGGGUGAUCCAAGGCUCAGCUUACUCCAGCCCCUUGAGGGGCAGCUGGGAUGGGGGUGUCAGCCCAGACACAUGAAUGCCCAGCAGGGUGGUGGUGGAACUGGGACCCCACCUGGGCUGCUUCUGGGCCCAGGUACCUAAGGAGCAGUGGGCACCACCAUGACCACUAGGCCAGGCAUGGUGGGUAGUCCCUGACGCUGCAUGGAAUAUGCCAGACCCAAGGACCACCCACUGGCUCCCCCUUGCCCCACCUAAGCCAUCUCUCCAUGUGACCUGGAGUGUGACACUCUCCUCUGACCUUGAUUCCCCCACUGUACUGUGAGGACCUCUCUGGGCCACAGGUAUGGGGAAGCCCAGGGCAAUGAGAAGAGAGCUUGGGUCAGGGAGCAGCCUAGCCUUGGGGGGCCCCACCGGGCUUCACAUGAAGCUUUACAGCCCCCCUUCUUUUACAGCACAUGUCUCUCCCUGCCACUGUUCUGCCCCCAUCAAAGUUCCCCCAGCAUGGUCCCAUUCCUGGUCAUCACUCUAAUUCACACUAAAGAGGCAUGUGAAUUAGUGUGCCUAAUACUAAUUAGGCUGACACCAGCUGACCGCUAUGCUUAGCAGGGGAGCAGGGGUUGCAAUCUUUCUGGAACAAUUCCUUCCUCUAGGAGGAGGAGUCGCUAAGGUGGGUGUGCCAGGCCCUCCCUCCUUGGCCCCAAUUCUGAAGCUCACCAUUCAGCCUGGGUUCUUUGGGGCCUCAGAGGCUUCUCAGCCUUGGAGGAGAAGGACACCCAGGGUCAAAGAGGAAGGUUCCCACUCCCACUCCCACUUGCAACGCUUGAAAGGGGUGCUUGCUGCCCUCUGGGAACCCAGCCUGACAGCCCCCCAUGCAGAACCCUCAAUCCCCAUCCCCACUCUGCUUUCUCCUCUGCCUUGCAGCUAGAGAGCUGGGUCUGUCAAGGCCCUUGCCAGUCCCCCCAGACCCCCCGACGCUUGGCCCCCUCCUGAUAGCAGCCCCCCCCUUCCCUUCUCUGUGGGGCCUACAGGAGCCUGCAGGUCAGACCAAAACUGUCCUGAGCCCCAUGAGGCCAGGGUGUGAGUUCUGUGGGUCCCACUCCCCAUGCUCUCCCUUCCCAGAUUUUCAGAACACCCAAGUGACAUGAAAUGGUGUGUGUAUUUAUAUCCGAUGUAAACAACAUCCUUAACUGAAGUCCUUGUCCUGAAUUAAAA
Molecule: messenger RNA, 3653 nt
Organism: Nycticebus coucang (slow loris)
Lineage: Eukaryota; Metazoa; Chordata; Mammalia; Primates; Lorisidae
Gene: GPR20
Product: G protein-coupled receptor 20
Exons: 2
Coding region: 87-1169 (360 amino acids)
Biological process (GO): positive regulation of Rho protein signal transduction; phospholipase C-activating G protein-coupled receptor signaling pathway
Cellular component (GO): membrane
Molecular function (GO): G protein-coupled receptor activity
Source: RefSeq, a predicted model, not a curated record